Molecule: messenger RNA, 844 nt
Organism: Arabidopsis arenosa
Lineage: Eukaryota; Viridiplantae; Streptophyta; Magnoliopsida; Brassicales; Brassicaceae
Source: the annotation of a GenBank genome assembly
GCAUAGUAAGAUUUUGGAUGUUUCAGGUUGACAUUACUUGCUGAUUUGGAUUCUUUUCUCGGGUUCUCUCUUCAAAGCAACAAUGGUAUCGGCGAACAGAGAAAUGGCUGUCUACUGUUUCGACACUUUGGUCUCUCACUACAACAAUGAAGAGACUCCACCACCUGCCUUUGAAGAGGCCAAUCAUCCAUUGUUUGUUACCUGGAAGAAAAUAGUGAAUGGUGGAGAGCCUCGAUUGCGUGGAUGUAUUGGUACACUGGAAGCACGCCGCUUGAUCAGUGGCUUUAAGGAUUAUGCCUUGACUAGUGCCUUAAGGGAUCGUAGGUUCCCACCUAUACAGGCCAAAGAAUUGCCAUCUCUGCAAUGUACUGUGUCUGUCUUGACUGAUUAUGAAGAUGCAGAAGAUUACCUUGAUUGGGAGGUCGGUAAGCAUGGUAUAAUCAUUGAGUUUACUGAACCUGAGACUAAUACAAAGCGAAGCGCCACAUAUUUGCCUGAGGUGCCAGCUCAUGAAGGCUGGACAAAGAUAGAGGCAAUUGAUUCGCUGGUGCGUAAAGCAGGAUACAAUGGUGUUAUAACAGAAGCAGUGCGCAGGCGAAUCAAUCUAACGCGUUACCAGAGUACAUUAUUCAGCAUGCAUUAUAGCGAAUACCUUUCAUAUGUGAAGGCGACAAGGGGUGUUGGCCCGGGUAUUAAUGGGAUCAACAAGCCCGCCUUUGCCUGAUUUGCACCAAUAACCGCAGCAAAUGGAUGCCAUUGAUUAUGUUUGGCUACCUCCUAAUUUAUCCUCUAUCUAUGAUUCCAAAAUUGUCUGGCUCUCAUAAAAGAAACGAGACUUCGACUU